Zootoca vivipara (common lizard) is the source of this 2233-nucleotide messenger RNA. Its product is annotated as acyl-CoA dehydrogenase family member 11. The record is from RefSeq and is a predicted model, not a curated record. NCBI's taxonomy places the organism in Eukaryota, Metazoa, Chordata, Lepidosauria, Squamata, Lacertidae. Gene Ontology annotation, molecular function: acyl-CoA dehydrogenase activity.
UGACCUUUGUUGGAAGGGGGAGGUGGCUCAAGGCGAAACAAACGCGCCCGCUAGGUUCUUUCUUCGGCCGCUUUUGGUUUGCUUUUUGGCUUUUGGUUGGUUGGUUGGUUGGUUGGUUUUGGCAAGUUGGCCAUGUGGACGACGAAGCUGUCAAACUGCAAAGUUUGGUUGCAAAGCUUUGGGAAAGCAGGGAAUCAAAAGUGCAAAGCUUGGGGCAAGAGGCGAAUCGCGUUUUCCAAAGGCUGGAAUCAGCAAGUGGAGCCCAUGGAUCAAAAAUGCUCCUCACAACACCCAAGGGAGCUUUUUGCCAGGAAAGAAAUUGGCGUCUUUUGUCAAGAACAGCCUAGGAUUAGAAAUCUAUACCUGGAAGAUGCUUUUCUUCAGGAUUACUUGAAAUCACAGCUACCCACUGAGGGACGCGGGUGGCACUGUGGUCUAAACCACAGAGCCUAGGGCUUGCCGAUCCGAAGGUCAGCAGUUCGAAUCCCCGUGACGGGGUGAGCUCCUGUUGCUCGGUCCCAGCUCCUGCCAACCUAGCAGUUUGAAAGGACGUCAAAGUGCAAGUAGAUAAAUAGGUGUUUGCUGACGUAAGUUUGGACCUUGAACAGUUUGGGACUCGUGUGAAGGAUGAAAUUGAUCUCCUGGGACGCGAGUGUGAGUUAAACCCUCCACAACUUAAGCAGUUCGAUGCCUGGGGGCGGCGUGUGGAUGAAAUUAUCACCUGCCCAGCCUGGAAGAGGAUGAAGGAGAUCUCAGCUGAGGAGGGGCUGAUUGCUGAAGCUUAUGAGAGGAGAUACUCUAACUGGAGCCGCAUUCAUCAGAUUGCCAAACUGUACCUUUUUGCAGCUUCUUCUGGUUUAUUUUCGUGUCCUCUGGCCAUGACUGAUGGAGCAGCAAAAGUAAUAGAGUCCUUGGGGAUCCCCAAGCCCCUCGAAGAAGUUUUUAUCCACUUGACAUCACGUGACCCUGCCAAAUUCUGGACUUCUGGCCAGUGGAUGACUGAACGCAGAGGAGGCUCCGAUGUUGCUAGUGGCACAGAGACAGUUGCCCUGGAACUCCCUGAUGGCAGCUACAGCCUCCAUGGCUUGAAAUGGUUUACUUCGGCCACCGAUUCAGAUAUAACUUUGACACUGGCAAGGAGCAUGACUGCAGAUGGACAAAUACAGCAGGGCUCCAAAGGUCUGUCUCUGUUCUACCUGAAGAUGCGCAAUGAGGAAGGGAAGCUGAAUGGGAUUGAGAUACAACGACUGAAAGACAAGCUGGGCACAAGGCAACUGCCGACCGCGGAGCUGCUCCUAAAUGGAGCCAAGACACUCAAGAUCUCUGCGGAGGGCCGGGGUGUGGCUUCCAUUGUAAACAUGCUGACCAUCACUAGGAUCCACAAUGUCAUUGCUGCAGUUUCGGGCAUGAGAAGAGUGAUCACCCUGGCAAGGGAUUAUGCCACCAAGAGGGAAGCCUUUGGAAAACCGCUGAAGGCUCACCCGUUGCACAUGCAGACUUUGGCUCGAAUGGAGGUGCAAGCUCGAGGAGCAUUCCUGCUGAUGAUGGAGAUAGGGAGAUUGCUUGGACUGGAAGAAACCAAUAAGGACACUGAGGAAGACCAGCACAUGCUUAGACUGCUGACGCCUGUUGCCAAACUUUACACUGGGAAACAGGCUGUUGCGGUUAUCUCAGAAGGGCUGGAGUGUUUUGGAGGGCAGGGCUACAUGGAAGAUACAGGCCUGGCGGGAGCUUUGCGGGAUGCCCAGGUGCUAACUAUCUGGGAAGGAACAACCAAUAUCCUCUCUCUGGAUGUUCUGCGCUCCCUCGUCAAGAGCCAAGGGAAAGUGCUGGAUGCAUUUUUCUCUACUGCCCAGGCCAGGUUGAAGGUGGCGCUUAGCGACUCUGAACUGGAACUUUCUGUGCAAAUAGUUCAAAAUGCUCUCCACAAACUCAGACAGUUCACUCAGAAAAUAAGCCUAAAGGGGGAAGCCGGGAUGCAGCUGUCUGCAAGAGACUUUGCCUAUGCUCUGGCACGGAUCUAUGGAGGAGUUCUCCUGCUGGAAUAUGCUGCCAGGCCGAAUGCAUCAGCCACAGACAUCUAUGCUGCUCAGAGAUGGUGUCACCAAGACAUGUGCCCUGUGGACAGUGAAGACAAAGCUGGGUCUUAUAGCACUGGAGCAGCUUCUCUGGAUACUUCCUUGGUUUAUGACAAACACCCAGUUCUGAAAGGAAGAUCGUAAGAAGGAAGGCA